This is a messenger RNA of Paramecium sonneborni, 752 nucleotides long. The record is from the annotation of a GenBank genome assembly. Lineage: Eukaryota; Ciliophora; Oligohymenophorea; Peniculida; Parameciidae.
AUGGGGAAUGUCUUAGCUAUUAUCAGCUCUCAUAAGUAUUAUCCUUUACUACUAAUUUAAAUGAUUAAAUUCAUUUUUGAAAAUCAUCUAGUCCUCAGUCAUUAGGCAAAAUACAAAUUCGAAGAUUAAAGAAAACACAUCGACAAGACUAUUUUCUUGUGUAAAUCUAAUGAAUAAAUCCAUACUAGAAAUAUUUAUAGUUCUGAUUCUACAUUAUUAAAAAUAUAUUAAAAAAGAUGUUCAUUGUAGCAUUCUAAUUUAUUAUAAUAUUAUGCAAGCAUACAAAGAUAACCUACAUUUUGUGGAAGCUUAGAAACCUAAAACUUUUUCUUUGAAUAUGUUCCAUAAACUUUAUCAAAAGUUUGAGAUAAAAGAGAGAGACCAUUUUUAGAAAUUGAUAUUUGGAAAGGAAAAUUAUAUUGAAUAAAUUAAAGUAUAAGAAUAAAUGGUAGAUAUUUCAUAUCACUUGGAGGAUAACUAAUAUUUUAAUGACAACAUAAAUUUGAAAAAUAUUUUUGUUAAAGAAAAUAACACAAUAAAAAUUUUAGAUUAAUUAAAUUAAUAACUAACUGACUACUUAUUAAAAUCAGAUUUUUAUGAUUUGGUUGAAUCCAUCGUUGAGCUUAUGACAAAAAACAGUAAAUAAUUAUUAUUAUAUUUUAGAAUUAAAUAAAGAUAUAAACAACUCUAAAAUCUUUAAGGAAUUAAUAUUCAACAUAAUUAUUAACUGCAGUAUUAAAUAAUCAUCCUGA